Molecule: messenger RNA, 4835 nt
Organism: Amphiprion ocellaris (clown anemonefish)
Lineage: Eukaryota; Metazoa; Chordata; Actinopteri; Pomacentridae
Exons: 6
Coding region: 323-3130 (935 amino acids)
Molecular function (GO): calcium ion binding; protein binding
Source: RefSeq, a predicted model, not a curated record
AAGCUACGGGUUAAUUUAAGACUAAGAGCAAAACCUGUUGCCAAUUAGGAACAGCGAGCGCCACAUGUGGGCUAGACGGAGUUAUCUCCAGUAGGGGCAAAGGGGGCAGAAACCGCGGUGCGCGCAAUGGAGACAGGCUGAUUGACUGUGCAGCCACUUGUUCAAGUUCAACUGGCAGUCACAGGUAUGAGCAGCUAUUAAUAUGACGUUUUUUUCUUGAAGAGAUGAUCAGACAGGAUCCACAGCACUGAAGGAUUGAUGCGCAAAAGGGGCCACCAUUCACACGUGGCUCGUUUAACUUUUUACUCUUCAAGAUUGCAACAUGGCACGCACUUCUAUGAUAUUUUUACUCUUUGCUACAACUUUGCUCGGCACGGAGAGCGUAUCUGAAAUCUGCCGGGGCCCUCGCUGCUUCCCCGGCCAGGACUGGAGCACACAGUGCGUCGGAGCGCACUGCCAGAGGCGCACGGAGACGUCCGCGCCCCGACUGCAGUUACCGCACUCUGUACCGUCCAAUCAAGUACAGUUUUAUUCGAAUUACCCACGGGAUGCUCCUGUCACACAGCAGCGAGUCCAAAUCGGGCAGGCAGCACCGUACACCAUCGUCCAGCCUCAGCACGGCGUGGAUAGCAACAGGAGGACCAACCCGAGGACCAUCACGGCGGAGGUGUUUCACCCUGGCUGCGCCGGUGGGACCUGUCCGACCUCAGUGUCUCAUCGCCCCACGAGUGAUGACAGUGCAGCCCGGGAGUGCAAAGGGAUCGGAUGUAAACUUCCCCCUCUGAUGCGCCAGAAGCACAAGCCUUGCAUUGGAGACGGCUGCAGUGGAGGAGACGACGGGAGAGGACACUCCUCACCUGUUCGUGUGACGGACAGAGCGGCACAGUUUCUGGACGAGCUGCCAGACUUUGGGUCUGAACGUGGAGCUUUUAUACAGCUGACAUGUGACAUGAAACCAGGGACCAAUGAGGUUCCCUCAGAAGAUGCUCUUGUGCUGCAGCUGCAACUGUCUAAGAGCCAGGAGAGGCUGGUUGAGGCCCUCAGGGGCCAACAGCACGAGGUGAAGGAGCUGCAGAGGCUCCUCAGUGAGCAGCAGGGGACGCUGGUGAACCAGCAGAGAGACAUUCUGGAUCAGCAGAGGAGGAUGUUUGAGCAGAUGGAGCAAGUAAAAGCCCAGUACAACAUACUGAUGGACAGCAUCAAACAAACAUCUUUCCAGAACCUCCAGGGGGAGCUAGACAGUCACAUGGAAACUCUGAGUGGGCAGGUUAGAGCCCACCAAGCACAGCAGGCUCUGUCUUUGCACAAAGUGGACAUGGAGGCCAGCAUCAUGGAGGUGGGUCGGUCUCUGCUGACUUGUGGCAGCUGUGGACCGGAGGAGUACUGUGGCUUCAGCAGCGGCCAUCCCCGCUGUGAGAAAUGCACCAUCUGUCCACCCGGUUUCUUCCUGGUCGCCCAGUGUUCAGUCCAUGCAGACAGGAUUUGCCAGGACAGGGAUGAAUGCCUUGAAAUAGCUGAUCUGUGUGGAGAUCAACAGAAGUGUCUCAAUACUCCAGGUGGAUUCAGGUGCCAGGGCAUGACAGAGCGAGACGCCAACUCAGGAAUGUGCGGCCACGGAUAUUUCUACAACUCAGACAUGGACGAGUGCCAGGCCUGCAAUGAAUGUGAUGGAGAACCUGUGACUUCACCUUGUACCUUCACCACAGACACCAUCUGUUCCGGCCCUGCUGCUGGCGACAGCCCGCUCUCUAUGUCUUGGGCUGGAGAUGCAAGCCUGCUGGGGGCAAAAGGCCAUAUUUUGGCUCACGCCUUUCCCAGCGUGCAGCUUCACAUCCAGGGACGAGGCGAUGUAGGUCUGGUGACCGCUGAGAAUGGCCACCUGGUACUAAGGCAGCACGGUCUGGUCUGGUUGGAUGAGAAUCUUUCGGUGAGCCACGGCUGCCGCAGCUUUAUCCAGGUGUGUCUGCGGAUGAACAACACCGACGGAUCCGAGGGUCGCGACCUCAGCGGUGUUCGGGUGGAGCAGCGGGAGGGAAGGUCACUCCAAAGUGUCACUGUCAGCGGUGUGGCAGAAGUCGCCCCCGGUCACAUCAUGUCCCUCUUCCUGCGGAGUGCCAGCCACCACUGCAACCAAAGCAGUGAGGGUCUGCAGCUGUACGACCCUUCUGCAGCUACGCUCAGCCUCCUCUGGCUCUCUCAUGACACCGGGGCUGUUGCCAUGACAGCACAGGCCACGGUCUCUGCACAUUACCACACAAACUAUCGCCCAGUCUUCCGCACCACCUCCACCUCCGAUCCCUACGUAGUGGGACUGACUCAUGACGGCCGUGGGAUCCGCUUCGCAGAAAGUGGCACAAUGCGUUUUGUAUUCCAGCAGGCGUUGUACUCGAUGGGCCAGGCAUGUGUGAGUGAGGGAGUCCAGGUUUUGGCAUAUCUCAACCACAAUGGAAGCAACAUGGAGCUGUUCCGUGCCUUCAAAUCAGGGGUCCACUACCGGGACACUUCCAUAUCUCUGUCUGGAGCAGCUUCAGUUGACCCCGGAGACACACUGGGCUUUGAGAUAAUCUCUCCUGCUCAGUGCAACGUGCGCUUCUUUGGUGACGAGACAGGCAUCAGCAUUCUCAGUUUGGUUUGGGUUCCUGCUGCCAUUUCUUCCUCUCUGUCUGCCAGUGUGGCCCACACAGGUCUUCCCUCAGGAGCAGUUCGCAACAAGCCGCUGUUCUUCCACCAGACUAGCCCCCAUGUGUCCCAGAUGGGGAUGCUGGCGAAGGGAUCUGCAGAUCAGAAACGAGAUUUUGUCUUCAGGGAGAGCGGCACAGCCAGUGUGGCUCUGGACAUCAAACUCAUCCACUCCUGCAAUUUGGUCAAAGUGACUCUGCUCAGGCGAAGUGAUUCAGAGGGGUCAGGAGGAGGUCGCGAGGUCGCGGGUCAGCGGCCCGUCCCUCUGGCCCAGCAGGUGGCUGGCCAGAUGCCUGAGGGCAGCCAGUGGGCCAGUGUAAGUCUGCGGGCGUCCUUCCAGGUUCACAACGGCACAGCGGUUUUCUUCACGCUGGACUGUGUGCGUGGACGAGUCAACCAGAUCAGCCACCAAACAGGAAGUGGGGUGUCCGUCCUCUGGGUGGCAGCAUAAUUACAGCAGGCCAAACUUUGCUACAUUGUUUUUUUUUUUAUAUGGCUGAAAGGUUCCAAAUACUUAUCCUUUUGCCGGUUGGACUAGAUUCAUUGGCGUGUCUUUUAAGGAAUAGUUUAGAGACUUUUUACAACUUAUGCUCAUAGAUCAUUCACGUCUUUUUGAAUUUCAAUUUUAAUCAGCAGCCUUUUAGCUCAGACUGGAGAAGUGGGAAUCAGCUGUCCUGACUCUGACUAUAUGCAUCAAAAUACAUCUGUUAACACCUUAAAAACUCAGUAAUGAAGACAUACACCAAUCAGCCACAUCAUUAAAACCAUUUGCCUCAUACUGUGUAGGUGUCCUUAGUGCUCUGACCUUUUAAGGAAUGGAAACUGGACCUCAGUGGGUGUCCCAUGGUGUGAGGCAUGGGGACAUAGGCAGUGCACCGAGUUCUGUGGGUUGUCCAGUGGGACCUCUGUGGGUCAGGCGUCCUAAUAGUCCUGGCGGUGUUAAGUCCAGGAUGUAGCGAUGGUGUCUGUGCAAAAUAGUGAUGGAGAUAUUGUUUUGGUGGAAUGUUUGCAGGCAGGAAGGUGAGCACUGUCAUUACAAUAGCUGAAUUCACUGAACAAAGAAGCACAUCCCCCAAUAUUGCACAAUCCAAAAUUUCCCGUCCUGUAAUGAAUAGAAUUUUUAUAAAGGUAUUGCAGUGAAAGGAGGAGAAAGCCAUGUGAAAUGUACAAAGAAAAUAUGUCUUAUACCUACAUCCAAUGAGUCAAGCUAAUGUCAACGUAACGUCUACAUGAAUGUCAGGAUCUCAGGUUUCCCGGCAGAACAUUGCUUUCAAAUAAAAAUUAUUCACGUCGCCUGUCAGGAGUUUUACUGUUUGAUGGGAUUGUUUGUUUUUUUUUUUGAAGUGUUUGUUUUAGCUGCACUAAAAGCAAAGUGGAAGACAAUAAUUUGUGAUUUUAUGCAGGAUAGAUGGUUCCCCCUGCUUCCAGUCUUUGUGCUAAACUAGGCUAACUUUCUCCAAACUAGAACUUGAUGUGCUGUCAAUCUUCUCGUUUAACUCUGGGCUACAUACUCAAUAACCAUAUUUCCCAAACCUUGAUCUAACUCUUUAAGCUGCUUGAUUUGUAGUAAGUAGCAUGAGGUAAACUAGACUUGCUCAAGAAUUAUUUUGUGUUUUUAAAACAGCUCAAAUAUGACCUUUGAAGUAUUUAAAAAUGUAACAGUAUGCAUAAACCAUAUUUAUAUAGUGCAUCUAUUAGUACAAUGUCAUGAUAUCUAUGAAUGAUGGGUCUCAGCAACUGUAUUCACAUGAUAAUUUCUCAUGUUCAGUGUUCUGCUUUUUCAUGCUUCUCAUGUGUCUGCCUUGUAUUUAUGUAAUUCAGUUACUCUGUUGACGCCAAAGGACUUUCACAUCAUUCCAGUUGUGACUACAGCAUUUUCUGCUGGCGCUGGUUUUCAUUCAGGAGUACGUUUUUUAAGAGCAUGUGUUUCACGUUAGCCGCCAUUUUCUGAUGUGGAUAUCUACUGCAUGCCUUGUUUAAGGACCACUUUGUGCAUAUUAUGGACUUAAAAGAGAGUCACUAAAGCCCCAUAGGAAUUAAACUGCUAUUUUAAAUAAUAACACCUUAGAGUAUAGUUACUGUUAACCCAAAGUAAACUGUAAUAAAGUGUAUAUUUGAUGUUUUCUACUAAAUCCAAUAAAAUUACAUUUAUUUUA